AUGGGGCUGUAUUUUAGCCCCGGCAGCGGGAAGCGAGGCCCGCGACUCGGCGGGCUCUGCCGACUCCCGCAGGGCAGAGCCGUGUUCGGCCCAAAUAAACACGAGCCGGAGCGAAGGGCCCGCACCGAGCAGCUGCCAGCACCGUACCGCGGGGCCGGGGCUGUGCCUGGCCGCAGCGGCGGCGGAGAGGCCGCGUUCCGGCCCCGGGCCAUGGAGCCCCGCGGCGCGGCCGCCGCCGCUGCAGGUGGGACGGAGCGCGAGGCUGCCGGGGCUUCCGUGGAGGCUUGUGAGGGAGGAUGGGAGAGGGCUCCCAGGGGAGAGCACCGGGCCCGGGAGAUGCCCCCACCCAGCGGUGUCAGUGGCCUCUGGGGACAUCCCUCAUGUGCAAACUCUGUGCCCAGGGCUGCUUCGGACGGUGCUCCUGGUUCCCCUGGAACAACAACCUGGUUCCCCUGGGACGCCUGCCUCGUCCCCCUGCGGGAGGCCUUAGCGCUGAGCGCAGCUCAUGAAAUCAAAGGCAGAAGAGAAAAUCAAAUUUCAUAUUUGAAAAUAUCAAAACUAGCAUUGGCUUUUGCAAUUAUCCACUCAAAACCACCAGGGAAGAGUUCCAAAGAAUACACAGAGUACCUUUCCAAAAUUGUAUCCGAACAAGAUUUUGGAUGGAAAUGGAAAGUGGAAGUGCUGGAAGCUGAAGUUCUUCGAUUACGGCAGGAACUUCUUUUGAACAGGAUCUCUCCAAGAUUCUGCUUGGAAAAUAGAAAACAGGAUACCUCUGCUGAAACUCUUCUGGGUCAGGAACACAUAAACCCUACAAAUUACUCAAGCCAGCUAGAAGACUCUGGAUGUGAUGUCUGUAAUGACUCUGCAUUUGAUUCUUUAGGCAUAGCUUCAGAUUUUCACCAAUCUGAGCAUAAUGUCAGCAAACAUUGGUCGGAAGCAGUUCCCCCACUACAUCUUUUCCAUACUAGCAAGGAGCAAUCUGUGACUGCUCCAGUGCAUUUUUUGCAAUGCUUACUUGAAAUAAGAAAACUGUCAGAAGGAGGAAGUCUUCAAGCAGACUAUUCACAGCUUGAGAAUGAUUCUUUUACCAUAUGCAAUUCAGUGUCUCAGUUGCUUGAUGGACUGACUGUUUUUUACAACAGUCCCGAAUUCCCAGCUCCAAGUUUCCUUAAUGAAGGAGUUUGUGUUCUGAUCAGUUUGAUAACUGAUACUAAAUUAUCUAAUCAUGUUUUGAAGAAGUGUUUCAAGAAGAUGGAAGAAUUUAAGAAAAAUCUAAUUCAAAUUAUAUUAAGAAAUAGGAGUGUCAAUAGGUUUCAGGCACUGCAUUCUGUUUCACAAACUCUGAGUUUGCUAGGAAGGAACAACAUACUAAGAAAUUCUUUAAUAUUGCUUCUCCUAUCGGAAGUCCGUCAGUUCGCUGAGCAGUUGUUGCAAGCUCACCAGGUCCAGUCUGUGUAUGACAUCACCAAGUAUGAGAAUAUUUUUAUUUUGUGCAUGAUUCUGGAACAACUUCUUCAAAAUGAGACAGAAGAAAGUAACAUUUCAAACUCAGACUAUGGAGAAGAAGAAAAAAUCAAAUUUCUGAAGAACCUUGAUCAAAUUAUUCUUCAUCUCUCAGAUGAAUUCCCUUUGUUUUCUUUAUAUUUGUGGAGAGUGAGUGUUCUUUUGGACUCAGGUCGAAUGCAAAUUGAUUAA
Molecule: messenger RNA, 1695 nt
Organism: Poecile atricapillus (Black-capped chickadee)
Lineage: Eukaryota; Metazoa; Chordata; Aves; Passeriformes; Paridae
Gene: MEI4
Product: meiotic double-stranded break formation protein 4
Exons: 7
Coding region: 1-1695 (564 amino acids)
Biological process (GO): homologous chromosome pairing at meiosis; meiotic DNA double-strand break formation; oogenesis
Cellular component (GO): lateral element
Source: RefSeq, a predicted model, not a curated record